This is a messenger RNA of Conger conger (European conger), 4721 nucleotides long. RefSeq names its product Mov10 RNA helicase a (gene mov10a). The record is from RefSeq and is a predicted model, not a curated record. Bases 182 to 3271 code for a protein of 1029 amino acids. NCBI's taxonomy places the organism in Eukaryota, Metazoa, Chordata, Actinopteri, Anguilliformes, Congridae. Gene Ontology annotation, molecular function: 5'-3' RNA helicase activity; RNA binding. The transcript has 23 exons.
ACCCUGGGAAACACGAGCUGGCCGUUCGGCUUAUGUUAACAUUGCACCCUGUCCGCCCCUGCUGCACCGUCUGCUGCGUGAGGAGGAAGGGCAGGCGAGCGUCUAUAAACAGUUAUUUUGCUUUCUUAAAAUUAGCACAAAUCAUCGUUUUAUUUUGCUCACCAUUUCUGAUCGCGACACCAUGGCGUCAAUGAAAGCAUCUCUUCAUGCUGGACUGCGCUUCAUUGAACACCUCGGGGAGAGAAAAAAGAAAACAGACAAAAAUGAACUUCGUGACAUUUAUAACUCCGAAUUUAGAAGAAACAGGGACGGAAUCAAAGACCCGAAUUUUUCCAAUGUUUUGUUUGCGUUGAAGAAGUUCAAUAAAGCCUACGGUCAGCGGGGGAAGGUAUACUUAGAUAGAAAGUCUUCAGUUAUGCAAAGUUGUAUCUUAGAGCAAGGUCCCAGUUCAGAGGUCCGAGUCGUCUAUGGAGACCAGUGGAGGAGGCCCAGUCGGCAGAAGCCUCCGGUCAGUGCCCCCCCGCUGGCGAACGGAGGAACAACGCUGCCCCCUGCUGGUGCAGUACCCCCGCCACCCCCAGUCCAGCCCGGGUCACAGGCCAAGAAGAGGCUGGCUAACAAAAUCCUUCAAAACCUGAAGGAGAACAGGUCGGACUUCAUCGCGGACAAGCAGGGCGUCGUGAUCACCUCGGAUCACAAAACGGCGGACGGCAGGAUCUCGUUCGUGGUGGAGCGCCUUCAGGAGGCCCACGUGGUGAAGAUGUACAUCCAGAACACGGGGCCCGGCGCCCUGAACUUCACGUACUACACGGCUCUGCACCGCAUCCGCUGCUUCUCCCUGGCCGACGAGAAGCGGGUGACACGCGCCUGCCCCCUGCUCCUGGCCCCCGGCGACCGCUACGAGGUUGAGGUUCAGUUCGUUUCUCUUCACAUCGGGUACUUCCCGGCCACCAUGGUGUUCGAGUUCAAGCCGGACCCCAUCGCCAAGACCAAGCCCUUCUACAUCGUGCGCUUCCUGGAAGCGGUCACCUGGACGAAGCUCACCGUGGAGCUGGGCCCGGUCUCACCGUACAAGCCCUACCAGUCCUCCACGUACCGGCCGGUGGACACGAUGGUGGAGGAGGGAGAGCCCCCGGAGAGCUCCAUCACGCCAAUGCUGAAGACGGUGGUGCGACUGAGGGAACACGACUACCCGUUUUACCUGAAGGAGAUCGGGAAACAGCGGGUGGAGGACACCGAGUUUCUAUCACCGACGGCGAAGCAACAGCUUUCCUCAGUGAGGUCUCUCCUGGAGGCUCCUCUGACUGCCAAGAACUACACCAAGCGCUUCCAGCUGCUCCUGCACCUGGAGGAGAUCCAGAUGGAGGUGGACAUCAGGAAGUACGACUUGCACAACCGGACCAUGACCCAAGAUAAACAGUGCAAGAAGCUCCUCAUUCUGCAGGUUCCGGGCGUGGCAGAGAACCGGCCCUCGGUCCUGAGGGGGGACCACUUGAGGGUGACCAAAGCUGAAGACACGGAGCAGCCAAUCACCGUCUACAAGGGCUACGUUCACCGGGUGGAGCUGGAAAGUGUCAAACUGGGCUUCUCCAAGAAGCUGGUGAAGAACUUCAUCAGCAACAUGAAGUUCAACGUGGAGUUCACCAUUAACCGCUACCCUCUGAAGCUGCAGCACCGGGCCGUGGAGCUGGCCAUCAGGCACCACCUGGGGGAGGUUCUGUUCCCCACCGGAUCCCGGACCCCGGCCCUUCCACAACCCAAGACCAAACUCAGCCUCUACGACAGGAAGUUGGAGAACAAUCCGGAACAGCGUGCUGCCGUCCAGCACAUCGUGUCCGGAGUGUCUCGCCCCGCCCCGUACCUGGUGUUCGGACCGCCCGGCACCGGGAAAACCGUCACCUUGGUGGAAGCCAUCAAGCAGGUGCACAAGAUGUCCGCCUCGGCCUGCAUCCUGGCGUGUGCCCCCUCUAACAGUGCGGCGGACCUGCUGUGUGAGCGUGUGCAGGAGCACGUCGACGCCAACCUGCUCUACCGCCUCUACGCCAGCAGCAGGGACCCCCGCACUGUGCCCCGAAACCUGCAGAAGUGCUGUAACUGGGACCCCGGCCAGGACUGCUUCCUGUUCCCCUCCAGAGAGACGCUGAUGAGCUACAAGAUCACCGUCGCUACCGUGGUCACGGCUGGAAAGCUGGUGAGCGGGGGGCUGCCCCAGGGUCACUUCUCCCACAUUUUCGUGGACGAGGCGGGACACGCUGUGGAGCCCGAGUGCAUCAUCGGGAUGGCGGGACUGCUCCAUGCCGAGACGGGUCAGCUGGUUCUGGCAGGAGACCCGAAACAGCUGGGCCCGGUACUGCGCUCCCCUCUGGCCAUACAGCACGGACUGGGGCUGUCUCUGCUGGAGAGGCUGAUGCGGGAUAAUCCGCUCUACCAGAAGGACGAGAAAAGUGGGCGGUUCAACCCGAUGUUCGUCACCAAGCUGCUGCGUAACUACAGGUCACACCCAGCCAUCCUCAGGAUUCCCAACGAGCUCUUCUACGACGGAGAGCUGCAGGUGUUCGCCCACCAGGAGCUGCGCAAUUCCUACUGCGCCUGGGAACACCUGCCCAAGCAGGGCUUCCCGCUGGUGUUCCACGGGGUGAUGGGGAAGGACGAACGCGAGGCCAACAGCCCCUCCUUCUUCAACGUGGCCGAGAUCCAGGUGCUGGUGGACUACCUGCGCAAGCUGCUGCAAACCCAGGGCAAGAAGGGCCUGGCCACCUUAUCACCCAAGGACAUCGGCAUUAUCGCCCCCUACAGGAAACAGGUGGAGAAGAUCCAGAAGGCCAUCAGAAGCGUGAAAGAGCUGAACCAGCUGAAGGACAUCGCAGAGCUCAAGGUGGGCUCAGUAGAGGAGUUCCAGGGGCAGGAGAGGAGGGUGAUCAUGGUCUCGGCCGUUCGCAGCAGUAUCAACUACGUGAAGAUGGAUAAAGACUUCAGCAUCGGAUUCCUCACCAACGAGAAGAGGUUCAACGUGGCCGUCACCAGAGCCAAGGCCCUGCUGAUCGUGGUGGGAAACCCCGUUAUUCUCAACAAGGACCCCACCUGGGAAAGGUUCAUCAGCUACUGCUGCGAGGAGAAGGGCUACACGGGGUUCGACUACGCGGACGCAGAGGGCGAGAGCGAUGUGGUGACUCGACUGGCAGCGCUCAGCAUCCAAGUAGAGCCUGAAGUGGAACAGGGGGAGAGCAAGAUCCAGCAGCAUCUGGACCCAGAAUGGAGGAACGAACAGUGACCCCCCGCCCCCCCCCCCCCCCGCCCCCCCCCCCAAACCUGCCCGCCCAUGCCUGGACCCGCCAGCCCUUCCAGGACCCUCCCACAGUCCUGGGCUGAACCACUGCCACCCGACCCAUCUACGAGCUGGCUGGCGUUUCACCAGGCAGGAUUACCGAGUUAGCUGGUAACUGCUGAGUAAAACCCAGAAUAGCUCUUUUUACUUCAGUCCAUGUUUCUGGGUUUUACUCUGUGCAGUUUUGUCCAGCUCCGUCAUCCUGCUUUGUGAAAUUGCCCCCCCCCCCCCGAUCAGUUUCAGUCAGCAUCUACAUUUAAAGCUUCAAAAAAAGAAUCUGAAAUGUAGUGUUUUUACAUGUGAGCCCACCAGGAUGUUUAGUUCUGACCCCGAUCUCCACGGCAGGCAAGCUGAGUGGCGCAGUAAAUCUGGGUUGAAGUGCCUUUACUUGCACUGAUGCAAAAUGAUCUGCAGUCCAGUCAUUUAUCCAUCUCACCUUGAGACUCAGAGUUUUUAUUUUCAACCGCUGGGCUGUGCCCCCAUAAAUGCCUUCCCCAGUCAGUGCCUUGUUUAUCGACUCAGACCUUGAGUUAAGUAACGACAAUCACUUUAGUCCUGCUCUGGCCACCUUGAACACAUACUGCAGUAAGGUGCACCUUAUCCGAUUGAAUUUCACAGUUCUAUCCACAUCAUACAUUAAAGUAACAUUGUUGUCAACAGUUCUGUCAAAUUUCAUUUGAAAUUUAAAUCUUUCCUGCUGGGUUUUUACAAAUACUCAUUUGUGCAUUGUUCUAAAGUGUGCAUAUUCAUACAAGACAUUUUGAUUGGCAUCUGCGUAAUUUACUAAGAAUCUACCAUGCCUUUAUCCUGCCAUUUUAUUGGAAAAUCCAGUGUCAUUAAUCAUUGCUUAAGAAUGCAAAGUGCUCAGAAAACCAUUGGAUAUGAGACAUUGUAAACCUGUUUUAAUGGCUCAAUGGCCGAUAAUAAUUAGUGCUAUUCUGCCAAGGAUUUCAAACUCUUAUCCCUAGCAACCCAAGGAGUAUGUGUUGAGACAAAGACUGGCCUGAUGCAGAAGGUAGCAAAACACAAUCUGUAUUUUUAUAGCACUAAUAUUAACAUUCAUGGGAAAGUAAGUUUACAGCUUCCUGGAGAUGUGUACAUGCAGCUUUGCAGUGCGAUUUAAGUAAAUUGGACAUUUCUUUUGGAGAGCGAUGUUAAACUACUGUUAUGUGAAGCACAAUUUAGGUGGUACUGAUUCCUAAACUACUGGGAAUUUUACCAGAAUGAUUAACGACAGUACUUCCUGUAUGCAUUUACACUUUUCCCAAUGAUCAUUGGAGCGAUAGUGUCUUUAUUUCCAUCGAGUUCGGUGUGGGAGACUUCCAAUAUGCAAGGACUGUUGACAGUUUGAAAUAAACUCUAAACGAAGUGUCAUGUCUGUAUUGCGCAGAAACUA